ACCGCACCUUCUAUGGACAUCCCUUCAUCUCCACCUUGGCACACGCUCAGAAUUCCUGCUGCCUCGCAACUGCCUGCGAGCACCAUCGCUCGCCUUGUACUGGCCCCGAUCGCGCGUGCCUCGCUACUGCAGUCCCCCUAGCCCUCGCCUUCACCUUUCGUGCCUUCCGUUUCAACCGCCAAAGCGCCAUGUCUGGUCCGGGUGGUGACUCGUCGGACUCGGCCCCGUCGGGAGCGAGACCAGUCGCCCUCCGCGCUAGGUCAUCAUCUUCAGCCAACCAAGACGCUCCAUUUGGUCUGGCGCGAUCACCCGUGAUCCCAAACAUUCCGCCCAGAGGAGAGGCGAGCAAUGUUCAAUCUCCUCGUCUCGGUGCGACGGAGCUUACCAACCCGAUCGAAUCCGAGUCAGGCGUGACUGUCAGAGGAGGCAGAGCUAGCUCGAGCGUGCACGGAUCCAGACCCAACAGCACCGCAGUGUCGGAAAACGAGACAACACCGGUCAACCUUGCCGACUUGGAUAGCUUGCCCAUCAGCGAUGAGCAAAAAGCAAAGAUCAUCGAUCGCCAUCUCGUCCGUCCCGAUGCCUCGGGUUUCCCGCGUAUCGAUACAAAUACUACCGAUGCCUCAGCUGCGUCAGAUGCAGCGGGCCCAUCGCAUCAGGUACGCUUUCCUGGUUACUCGUCGGGAGAUGAAACGGAUACGGAAGAGUAUUUGGGUCCGGCGACGAUGCAAGGAGGCGCAAUCACGGACGACGUGUACAGGUGGGCGCACAAGAAUCGCAGACAGAGCGCAAAGAGGACGAGGAGCGAGAGCCUGCACCUGCCUCGCACCUCCACCAUCGAUCCUGAUUUGGACGCUUCGGCGAUCCGAGAGCCCGGCGGUUUCCGCCGCUUCUUCGUGCUGACACAAGCUGGGGAGCAGGGUCGCCCGCCCCCGCGCGCUCUGAGGUCAUUCAUCGAUUUCCUGGCACUCUAUGGUCACUACGGAGGAGAAGACUUGGAGGACAUCGAUGAAGAAGACGACGACGAUGGCGAUGAACUCGACGAUGAACAGCUACGAGCAGAGGAGGCCAGGGAGCUCGGUCGGCCAAGUGGAAGCCAUGGAGAGCCGACCGAGCGCACCGCUCUGCUAACGAGAAGAGCGUCUCGACGAGCUCUGCAAAGAUCGAACAGUCGCAUUCGCCGGGGUUCUGAAGGUGGACGCCCGCGAGGGGAAGCUACAGAGACGGAAGCGGUGCUCAUGCUGCUCAAGUCCUUCGUCGGCACAGGAAUCCUCUUCCUGGGGAAGGCCUUCAUGAAUGGCGGGCUCUUAUUCUCGACCAUCGUCCUGUGCGCAGUGGCCAUGAUCUCGCUGGUCUCCUUCCUGCUCCUCGUCAAGGCCAACCUGAAGUACCCAGCUUCUUUCGGAGAUAUGGGAGGCAUCCUCUAUGGGCCCAAGAUGAGGUUGGCCAUCCUAACGUCCAUCGUUUUCUCGCAAUUUGGCUUUGUCGCAGCAUACACCGUCUUUGUGGCGCAGAACUUGCAAGCCUUCGUCUUGGCAGUCACCCACUGCCGCACACUUGUGCCGACAGUCUGGCUGAUCUUGGCGCAAGCUUUGAUCUUUUUGCCUCUCAGUCUUGUGCGACGCAUUGCCAAGCUGAGCUCAACAGCCCUCGUCGCAGACGUCUUUAUCCUCUUCGGCAUCAUUUAUCUCUUCAAGUACGAGAUCACUGAGCUCGUCGAGAAGGGCGUUGCGGAUGUCGUCCAGUUCAACUCUUCGACCUUUUCUCUCUUCAUCGGCACCGCAGUGUUUACCUUUGAAGGAGUCGGUCUCGUAAUUCCCAUCACGGAGAGCAUGAAGGAGCCAGAGAAAUUCCCUCGCGCAUUGUCUGGUGUCAUGGCUGGUACAAUGGUGCUCUUUACCGCCUCUGGUGCUCUUUCCUACAUGGCGUUUGGCAGCAAGGUUCAGACUGUCGUCAUUACCAACUUGCCGCAGAACAGCAAGUUCGUGCAAGCGAUGCAAUUCUUGUACUCGGUCGCCAUUCUCCUCUCGACGCCCCUCCAGCUGUUCCCCGCCGUCUCGAUUUUGGAGCGAGGCAUCUUCACGGCCAAAAGUGGCAAGUACAACUGGAAGAUCAAAUUCUGGAAGAACGUCUUUAGAUGCAGCACCGUCGUCCUCUGUAGCUUUGCAGCCUGGGCAGGCUCCGCGUCACUUGACGUCUUUGUCUCGUUUAUCGGCAGCGUUGCAUGUGUGCCAUUGUGUUUCAUUUAUCCGCCGCUGCUUCACCUUCGAGCGUGCGCCACGUCUAGGAAGGACAAGAUCCUCGACUACGCUAUUCUCGCUUUUGGUAUAGCUUGCACGCUCUUUGCUGGGUCACAGACCGUCUACACCCUCAUCAACCCAAGCUCGCCUCCUGAUCAACCAGUCUGUACCCCUCCAUAAGUGCUCAUAGGCAAGGUGCAGUCAGUUCAUCGAUUUGUACAGAAGCAAGCGCUCAGAAAAAAGUCAUUGAUAAAUAAGAAUGCGU
Molecule: messenger RNA, 2505 nt
Organism: Ceraceosorus guamensis
Lineage: Eukaryota; Fungi; Basidiomycota; Exobasidiomycetes; Ceraceosorales; Ceraceosoraceae
Exons: 5
Coding region: 189-2420 (743 amino acids)
Biological process (GO): amino acid transmembrane transport
Molecular function (GO): amino acid transmembrane transporter activity
Source: RefSeq, a predicted model, not a curated record